Messenger RNA from Rubroshorea leprosula, 1239 nucleotides. NCBI's taxonomy places the organism in Eukaryota, Viridiplantae, Streptophyta, Magnoliopsida, Malvales, Dipterocarpaceae. The record is from the annotation of a GenBank genome assembly.
UACAAAAAAAAACAUUCAAUAGGGUGGUUUUAUCGGUGAAAGGUCAACUGGGCAAUCAAAGCUCCAACUGUCACUGAUGCCCGAGGGUAUGCAUUUUUAUUUAGGACCGGUAGCAGGCGGGAUGCUGCCUCUGCAUCAACCUAUGAUUCUGUGGGUACCUUCCCCCUUUGUGUCUCUUGCUCAUCUUGCUCGCGUCUCUGCGGGAUCGACCUCAACAGCAGGAACUGGAACGUAUUAUUCAACCUGAUCGAUUUGUCUGUCCCAAACGUGUGCUUCCACAGAGUAUAGAAAAACCCGGGCUAGCUAUGGAACAGGCUUGUGAACUAGGGACCCCGUUUCGGGAUCUUCAUCGACUGGAUAAAGAAUUGAAACUGAAAGAGUCUUUCGCUCAUGCAUCUCCUUCGGCUUUUGCUAAAAUCUCCUUCUUGGUCACCGGACAGAGUGAAAACUGCUCAGCUUGCUUGCUUUCUGGGGAGAGGUUGAAAUCCUGGCUAACUAAGAGAGAUAGAGAUAAGGCCUUCCUGGCUUCUCUCUUUCGCCUUCUCAAUGCAUUGCUUGGGUCUUCAUUGGGCACUAGUUGCGCACUAGCUCUUCGGCAAAAGGCCAAGGCGAGAAAGACCCAGCGCAAGGGGCCCAAAGAUUCUCCACUAGGAAUGUGGAUUCUGUUCAAUAUGAGUUUAAUCCUGAAGCGUGACGAGAAAAAUUCUCAACAACCCGAGAUGUUAGAAGGAGCAAAAUCAAUAGGUGCCGGAGCUGCUACAAUUGCUUCAGCGGGCGCUGCUGUCGGUAUUGGAAACGUAUUCAGUUCUCUGAUUCAUUCCGUGGCGCGAAAUCCAUCAUUGGCUAAACAAUUAUUUGGUUAUGCCAUUUUGGGCUUUGCUUUAACGGAAGCUAUUGCUUUAUUUGCUCUAAUGAUGGCCUUUUUAAUCUUGUUCGUUUUUUGAUUUAAGUUAUUAUAAUGCGUUUAUCUUUGAUCACAUACGAAAGGAAUGUUGGCUGAUCUUUCUUUGGUCGGAUGGAAUCUUUUCCUUAUUCGGUCGGUCGGAAUCUUAUCUCGGAUCGAAGAAAGAAAGUUUCAGUCUCUGCUAGUCCCCGAAAAUGCUCGUUCCCUUUCUUUUGUGGUUUUCUCUUUGUUUUGUGGUUGGGGAUAACAAUCUUCCUUUUUCGAGGAGAGAGGACGUAACAAGGUAGCCAACAGGAGAGUGGGGGAGUACCGAAGAAUAGAAUGCCCUGGAAGCU